AUGACGACUGAGUUUCAAGUGGGAAGCAACGUAGACAUAGACAUAGACGCAGCCGUAGAAGAAGCAGACGUCCGUAGAAAGAGACAGCGAAAGCGGGAGCGCGACAGACAACACCAUCAGCAGCAGCAGAACGUGGAAGAUCAAGUGCGCAACUACAAUGCGGAAGUGCUGGUGGAUCAAGCGCUCAACACUCUCAAGCAGACGUUGCUUCUAGAACUACCGUUGCCAGUGUCAGUACCGUUGUCAGUACCGAUGUCAGUACCGCUACAAACACAACGAGGGCAACACAACACUCCAGACACGGCUAUACAGUACGGAGCAAAUGUGCGAUCUUUCGCCAGUCCAGACCACUUCCACGCUCUGCCUCCCCACGCCCAAACCAACCCUCACCCCCAACAAACGCACAACCGAAGACACAAUCGUGGCAGCAAUGCUGGAAAUGGAAACCAACCUACUACCACUACCACUACCACAUUUACUAGUAAUAAGCACAAGAAGGACAACGAUCACCGUCACGUGUCCGAAUUCAAUGAAAGGCGGUACAAUCACCACGACCGGUACAUGUACGAUUCCAGUAGAGACGAUCCUUACUCGGCUGAUUCCGAAGAAGCCUCCAGAGAACCAUCCGUAAGACUCAUUUCCGCACAAACCAACCAGACACGAAAGACCGCGGGAUUGGUAGAACUUUACGUCAAUCCAAAUCAGGUCAAGCGCAUCUGUGGAUUCAACGUCAUUCACCAUCUCAAAGACAAAACGAAUCGAAAGGUAUUUCGCCAAACCGAAAAGAUUCCACCCUAUCUAUGUCGUCUCGAUGAAGCCGGUCCUUGGACGCGCAUUUCAGAACAAAAACGACAACAGAGUCUGCGUGCACUCAACUUUAUCGUAGAACAAAAGCAAUGGAGACCCGUCAAACGAAUGCCCACUGUCAUUUCCACCAAACAAAACAGCAAACACAUGCCAGGCAAUCUGCGGACACCCUCGUCACGACACUAUUACACACAUCAUCAUCAUCGAUACGAAACACCACCUCUACGGCACAUUUAUCAUCAACGACCGCAGCGCCAGUCAGACGGUGUGUACCCGCCUAUUACACCCCAUUACUACCACAGUACUGGUAGUAAUUCACAUCAGCACCAUCCACACAGUGACUUGACACAGUCCCUACCGGUACCACUCUACUCAAGUCAGUUGUAUCAACCACAACCACCACCACAACAGACCAAUACAUUGCCACCGCCACCACCACAACAACAACCACCACACUCCCAUCAUAAUAAUAUAUUCACCCAACCUACCGCCACCACACAACCAACAACCACCGCAACCGCAACACAGGCAUUCCCCAAUAGCAUUGCCAUUCCAUCCUUGCAAUGGGAUCCACCGCCGCCCAUACUUCUACAAACACCGACAGCUACAGCUACAGCUACAGAUAGUAAUGUGCCAGUCGACACGAAUCCAACUGCAACCAAUGCUUCUCAGCAACCACACCUCUCGCUAAACAACUUCAAUCAAACGACAACGACAACGACAACAACAACUUUGGAUCCACAUAUCACAGAAACAAUAAAGAAUCCCGAGAUGGAGCCAGUCAACGAACAAAAGCAGCAGCAACCCCUACACAAAAAGCAAAGGGCAAACAACAGUAACAACAUCAGCAGCAACAACAGCAACAACAACAAUGACCGAACCACCAAUGUCAAGCACGCAAACCAGCCACCAGCGUACAUGGAUGUAUCUUCUUUGGCGGGAACUUCGAUUGAACCAGGCAUGCCCACCACGGACGAUCCGUCUGGAAUUGUAGUUGUAGUUCGAGACAAGGCUGCCACUAAAUUACAAAGAAAGACGCGGAGUAGUAGGAGAUCCACUGUGGAUGCACCCGAACAGAUCUCGACGAGACGGGCAGCCAAUGAUGCAUCGCCACAACAGCGGUCUCAUCAGUCGUCUCAACGACAACCAUCGCUGGCAUCCCUGUCGUCGCCAAAGCCACACGCAACCAAGCGACAAGCGCCACACACACUGCAGAAUAAAAGGGACGUGGCUGCCAUGUUGGAUGAGAAACAACAACAACAAGGACCGCAGCUACUCACGGACGACGACGAGACACUGCAGUCCAGGCAGCACAACAUUCAUGAACAUUUGCAAGAAGAAGCAAUCAAGGAGGACUGUCACGGGAGGAUCGAUGGACAAGCAUCGGAGCGGGUAUCGGAAGCGUCGUCGUCAUCGUCGGGGCCAUGGAGUGCCUACAUUCGUCUGCAGCAACAAAAGGAACGGGAAGAAAGGGGGAAAUCGGCGCGUCGGCAAGGUUCAGAAGAUAGUUCCGAACAACCAUGGGAAGCCUACAUUCGGCAACAAGAAAUGAUUCAAACAGUCGAAACCAAGGCACGCAAGGGAACCGCAACAGUGGACGGGACAAGCGCUUCCAGUGCCGAUGGGAUCCAACGCAAGAAGCAGGAGGGGGCAUCAUCUCCCUCUCAAAAAGCAAAGCCAACAGCAACACGCCACGCCAAACCUGAAAUGAAGAAACAAAAGUCGAACAAUCUGCUGGAUGAAUAUCACCGGCUGCAGGAAGAACGCGUUGCCAAAGGCAAGUCCGACUCUCCGAGAAUGUCCAGAGCAAAGGCACAGGAGGACCAGUCCGAGCAACCCUCCGAAGAUGUGGUGUCGCAGCAGCCAAGUGAACCAUCCAAGGAACCGCGCCAAAAGUACUCGUCGAAGGAUCACCACAGCAGUCGGGAUCAACUGCGAAAGCCGGGGCCUCCAAAGAGGUCUUCUGCUCACAAGGUGGCACCCCCAGAAGCAAGAAAGUCGUCAACGACGACGAAACACCGUGCGCAUGAAGACGAUGACCCGUCGGAACAGCCCACCGAAAGUACUGUUUCGCACAGGACAUCUGAGUCCCAGCGUCGGCAAAGUGAUGCAAGCAGGAGGCGUUCUUCGACGAGGAAGCAUGGGACACACAGGCACCACCCAACCGACGAGGCAUCAGAACAACCGUCGGAGGACUUGUCACGGUCUCGUCAAAGUGUGCAACGGGCAGUCACCAAACCAAGGCAGGUAGUAGCCAAGAGGCACCCUACGACAUCAACAACAAAGCACGUUAAUUCAAAGGGAGAACGACGAGGGGAACCGCCGACCGUGGAGUCUCCCUUGUCGUCCAAGCCAAGUCCAUGGCGUCACCGCCAGGCCGGAACCGAAUACCCAUCCAAGCCACCGCUCAGCAAUCAGAUAGUUGUCCCACCACUGCCGGAUGUAAUAAUUCUGCGCACUGCGUCGAGUUCGCGCACCGGUAUGGAUCCACCAGGAGUUGAAGGAGAAGAGUUGUUUCAGCAACAUCAGCAACAAAAGCAGUUAUCCGAACGUCAGCAGGAACUUCUGGAAAAGCAGCAACAGUGGCAACUUAGCAUGCUAGAGCGGCAGCAGAGACAACUACAGCGCAUCCAGCAAAAUCAACAAGUCCAGCAGCAACAUGACCAGCAACAGCGACAAAUUCAACAGCAGCUGCAACAGCGGCAACAUCUCCUUCAAGAGCAACAGCUUCAACAACAGAAGAUACAACAGCAACAGUUUGAGCAACAGAGAAUCCAACAGCAGCAACAGCAGCAGCAAUUUGAGCAACAAAGACUCCAACAGCAACAACAGCUUGAACAACAAAGGAUACAGCAGCAACAACAACUUGAGCAGCAAAGGAUCCAACAGCAGCAACUCAAGCAACAACAGCUUCAACAACGUGAACAACAACUGAGGUUGCAGCAGCAGGCGGUGAUGGCUCCAUCUUUGCCUCCUCCGACCCCAGGCGGGACCCGCAAUCUAGACGCGAUGAAGACUCCCGCGACGCACAAGCGCAAGCUGAACAAGUGGGACACAGUUGACCAGCCGGCCCGCAGGCUGUCUCCAGACUGGAAAGACGACGAAGAAACGGAAAAGAAAUCUCUGGCACGAAUUCAAGCCGCAUUGCCGUCCAACCACAGCAACCCAAGCUCAAAGCACUCUGGGGAAUCACUCUCGCAACGCCACGCACCGAAGCCGAGUGCCAAGGAGAAAAAGGAGAUGACGGAGACGAAUCCAAGGGAACAAGGCCAGGCAAUUCUAAUUGCCAUGGCCGCUCCUGCGACGAAGGCGAAGCCAAGGAAGGAUCCUUACAGCAGUGACGACAUCGACAUGGGCGAGUCCACCAGUGCCUUUGCAGACAACGGAUUUGUUGCUUUUGUGAAUAGCAACCAUAGUUCUACAAAGAAGACCGGGCGAGGGGGCACUAGGAGCCCAAUUGCCGCAUCAGAGACACAGCAGGAAAGAUUGGGUAAAAUGUCUCCGCAGGCUACUAAGGUCAAGGCAACCCAGCGCCGCUCAAUUUCUUGGCACGACCGACAGGAACCCAUUGAAGACAGAAAGCCUGCCGCAGAAGAGAAUACAACAGACGAUCUUUUGGCAGUUAUUGCGGCGCCCCUACGAAACAAUGCACGCAGAACAUACAGCGAAGAGGUCAGCAUCAGCUCGGGCUCAGAUGUCAGUUUCGAUUCUGCUACGAGGUCGAUUAGCGAAAACAGUGACAUUCUGAACAGUGUGGAAGGCGAAAGGAGCAACCGAGCGCAACGAACGGCUGGCAGUGCGCCUCCUGAGAUUGGUGCAAUCCGUCUUUUGAACCACAGUGGCGGUUCUACUGAUCUGGUUAGUCCAGUUACUGAAGCCGGGGUUGGACCAUCGAGUGCGAAUGCUGCGACCGUGGACGACAGGCUCCUGCAGGUCAUGGCCGCACCGACAACGCCGCUCAAGCCUUCACUGGCUGGCCAGAGUAUCGAUAUUGAUUCAGGUUCCGAGUUUGAAGUGGGUUCUUACACCGGUUCUUUGAGUGAAAAUGACUCUGAUGCUGGGCCUGCGUGUGGCCCUUCCAAGUCGAAAUCAACACAAGCAGCAUGUUCAUUGAAACAAACAAACGAUUCUACAUUGACGCCAACUCGAGCAAACAAGUCAUCGCCCGAAAGCGGACUGCUUCGAGCCAUUGCUGCACCUACCAUUGCCCUGAAAGUCCAGACAGGCGGUGAUCUGGGGCUUGACUAUGAUUCCGAUUUUGACGUGGGAUCUUUUGAUGGGUCUCUCAGUGAAGGUACCGUUGAUAGUGCUCCGAUUGGAACGGACUCCAUCGCUGCGCAUAAGCCAAAGCAAGAGACUGCUCAAGCGGCGGUGAGAGCCAAACAAGAACCGAAGGAACCUCACCACAGCCAAACUCUUGGGGCCGACAAAGCUACUCCAACCAAGACAAUGCUUGUUGCCGAACCUGCUCAGACGAAGGCAACAGCAAAGCUUUCACCACGAAGUGCAGAAGCAGCACAGACGCAGGAAAACCAGCUUCUAGCAGCUAUCGCCGCCCCGACAAGCGCCCCACCGAAGACGCCAAACAUGGACCUCUAUGAUUCGGAUCCGGACUUCGAUGUUGGAUCGUUCACGGGGUCUUUUAGCGGACACAGUGACAGAAGUAGCAGUCCUCCAAGAGACCCAAGUCCGAAGGCAAUGUCACCCGCUGGGUCACCGGCAAUCAGAAAGAAUGCAAUGGCUGAAACCCAUACCCAGAAAGGUGGCGUGGAGCCAAACAAUGUUCCUGCAAACAACAAGGACAGAAUCUUGCAGGCGAUGGCAACCCCAGCUAAGAAAGAGAAGAAGGGUCGCAAUGCCUUUGAUGACUUGAGUAUCGACAGUGGUUCCAAUAUGGAUCUUGGAUCAAGUGUUGACCUCAGCAGUGACAGCGAACAACCUGUGGUGGUUUCUAGUUUGCCCGAGAAGCAGCCCACGCCAGACGUGGAGCAUUCGCCGAAUCCAGCCAGGAAGGAGUAUGUUCCGAAGCAGAUUCAAUUCGAAAAUGCCGAGGAGAAGAAGACGCACGGCGCAAGAGUACUUCAGGCGAUGGCCUCACCAUUUGCUUGCCGACAACCACAACGGCAGCCAAGUCUUUAUGACUUGGAUGACGAUUCAGAUUUUGACGAGACUGGCAGCGACGCGGAAAUCGGAAGUGAGCCGUCCAAUGAUGCGUCACACGGGAACAAUCCAGGAACUGCCGAUGUUGCCAGCAUUCAAAGUGCAGGCGAGGCAGAGGUUCCAGUGGCUGUGGCAGACCCAACUGAGGCGAAGCCGGAUGACGAUUUGCAUUCUGAUUUGCAUUCUGAUAUCCAUUCUGUUAGCCAGAGAAAAAGAAAGAACGAACCAAGCUACGAUGUCUUGGAAGCCAUGGCAGACCCGACAUCAUUGGAUAAACCUAAGCCUGUGCCAUCUUCUGACGAUGACGUGGAGUCAGAAAUCAGCUUGACAGGCUCUGUUCAUAGUGUCAAGGCCCAGAAGGAAGGCACCAAUAAUAAUGCUAUACUGAAUGCAAUCGCAGCACCAGUCAAACGGACAGCUGAUCCUCUGGAUGACUUGAGUAUCGAUUCUGCGUCUGAUUUCGGUUCUAUUCCCGAUGUCGGCGAUGGAGACGUCCCGGCAUCCUCGCCACCGCCAAUUCAAGAGACUGAAACCAGCAUUUUGCAGCUACGAAGCCCCGUACAGCCUGAAUAUUCCAAGAAGAAACUGACCUUCGCAAACAAGAGCGAGAAAGCAGCCUACAACACAAGUGUGCUCGCAGCCAUGGCAGCUCCAACCGUAAAGCCCGCAGCAGCGCCACAAGCCAGCAAGACUCGAAGUGCCUACGACUUCGACGAGGAUUCCGAUUUCGAAAUCGAUUCUGAUUUCGACGAAAAUUCCAGGGACACCUCAUCUAGUUCCAACAGCCAUAACAGUUGGGAUCGGCAUGGCGAAUCGAACAAACUUGAGAACGACAGUGACGAGAAACUGCAAGGUCACAGCAGAGUUGGACACACUGAACCACAGAACCAAGCUGGAGAGUCGAAUGAUAUUGGAGAAGAAAAGAGCGUCGAUGGAGGCAUGGAACCUGUACAACCCCAAAGGGCCAGUACCUUUGAUCAGCCGAGUUCUGCUGGGGCAUGGUCAGCCUUUGAAUCCGACUUCACUCCAGAGAAAACAGACGAAGCUCUGAAUGCAAACGUUUCCAUUGAAAAGAGCGAAUCGGAGAAUCAGCCAUCUUGGGAUGCAUGGGGCACAGACCCUUUUGCGACUGCUCCAAGUCAAGCCGAGACAGAGAAACACGAGAAGAAAAAUGACCCUGAAAAUAAUCCAUCAUGGGAUGCGUGGACAGAAGAUCCUUUCAUGAAAGCUCAAACGACCAGCAACAAUGACAAGGAAGAAGGCAGGGCCUGGAGCCCUGGACACGACGAACCUUCAAGAGUCGGGAGAGGUGACUCGGCAUCGAAUGGGGAGCCCGAGAACGCGGACGACUUGUCUGGAAAGCACAGUGAUCACAGUGGUCUGCCAUUAGAGCAUCCAGCUCCCGUUCGCCCAAAAGGAGAAUCAGGUUCGCUCCCUUCGAUUGAGGCACUCAAUCCUCCAGCUGGGCUAGCUUAUGCGCCAGGAGCAACUUCUGCAUUUUCCGCAGUUGGAUCGCCAAUCCAAUCCAAAACAGAAGGUUUGAUGAAGCCAGACGCAGACGGUAACACGGACCACGCUGAACAAAACGAGCGACCCAAAGCAAGUAGAUCCACCGGAGGUUCAGAGGAAGAUCCUCGGGCUAAAGCCUAUGCCCUCUUGAAAAAGCUUGAGGACAAAGAGCAAGAUAGUAUUGCUAGUGAUUCAACUCAUUCAAGACACUCGUCACGUCAUUCCUCUGCGCAUUCAAACGGAUCUUAUGCAUCUUCGGUUGUCUCUCCGGCACAUUCAAGACAAUCAUCUAUGCGUUCUAAUUCAACCCACUCUGGAGAUUUGUCACCGCGCAGUGCUCCUGAUGCAAGCAAAAAACAGCUUGUAUCAACUGAGCUAAAUCUCGACUCCAAAGGUGAUCCCUUGAAUGGUCACUCUUCAGUCGGCUCGAGGCAUUCACCAACGCACUCAGACCGAUCACCGCCCCCCUUGAAUGAUGAGCCAGGUGUAUCUCCUGAUGACUCCUCGGCAGAUUCAAUACAGGCAUCAAUGCCUUCAUCGAUUGACUAUAAAUCACCCUCCAGAAAUGAUUCAAAAACAGUGUUAGUCUCAACCCAAUUGAGUUUGAAGCAAAAGUACGGUGCUCCCAUGAAUAAUGAACCGGAGGUAUCUUCUGUUCAUUCUUCAGACAAUUCAAGACAUUCCUCUUUGCACUCUUCGGCUCGCUCCCGAGACCAGUCCCCUGUUGAUGACCAAUCAAGGUCCAGCAGACAUUCUGCACAAUCUGAAAGUGGCCCAGAGACCCCUCCAACAUCCUCAUCUGCAACGAAGCCGCGGUUGAAUUUGAAGGUGUCCCGGCUGAGGGCUGACCCAGCGUCUGAACCUGAGGAGCCGGCAGUUGCAUCUGAAGAGCCAACAUCCAAACCUGGCCCAUACGGCAAAGGAAAGCCCUCUAAGCCACGGUUGACUCUGAAGAUGACUCGAAUUGGAGGCCCUGAACAGAAGACAGAGGUGAUCACAACGAAGCCAAGUGCUCCAUCACCAAGCAACAAUGAUUCAUCUGGAUCUGAAAAUUCAUCAAGAGCAGAGGAUGAUGGCAGUGGACAACGAUCACCAUCAUUUGAUGAAGGAUCCAACUCAGGAACAGAUGGUGAACACAGCCCCGCACCUUCUACAUCUUCAAAGCCAAGGUUGACUUUGAAGAUGACUCGCAUUGGAGGUCCUCAACAAACCACAGAGGUUAUUUCAAGGAGACAGUCUUCAUCACCAAUGCAAAAUUCACCAUCACAAAGCAGCAGGGGCUAUUCAGGAUCUGACCAUUCAUCUAGAGCUGGUUCUGGUAUUGAUGAUGAUGAUGGCAGUGGACAACGAUCACCAUCAUUUGAUGAAGGAUCCAACUCAGGAACAGACGGUGAACACAGCCCCGCACCUUCUACAUCUUCAAAGCCAAGGUUGACUUUGAAGAUGACUCGCAUUGGAGGUCCUGAACCAAAGACAGAGGUUAUUCCAAGGAGACAGUCUUCAUCACCAAAGCAAUGUUCACCAUCACAAAGCAGCAGAGGCUAUUCAGAAUCUGACCAUUCAUCCAGAGCUGGUUCUGGUACUGAUGAUGAUGAUGGCAGUGGACAACGAUCGCCAUCAUUUGAUGAAGGAUCCAACUCAGGAACAGACGGUGAACACAGCCCCACACCUUCUCCAUCGUCAAAGCCAAGGUUGACUUUGAAAAUGACUCGCAUUGGAGGUCCUGAACAAAGACAGAGAGCUGGUUCUGGUACUGAUGAUGAUGAUGGCAGUGGACAACGAUCGCCAUCAUUUGAUGAAGGAUCCAACUCAGGAACAGACGGUGAACACAGCCCCACACCUUCUCCAUCGUCAAAGCCAAGGUUGACUUUGAAAAUGACUCGCAUUGGAGGUCCUGAACGAAAGACAGAGGUUAUUUCAAGGAGACAGUCUUCGUCACCAAAGCAACGUUCACCAUCACAAAGCAGCAAAUGCUAUUCAGCAUCUGACCAUUCAUCCAGAGCUGGUUCUGGUAUUGAUGAUGAUGGCAGUGAUGGUGAGGACAUGCUUUCCCCUGCAGAACAAUCGCGAUCGGCGAGUCUAGACGAAGGUUCAGCUUCCGAGGACGGGUUCUCUGGUUCAGAUGCUAGCGAUCACAGCGGAAGAUCAUCUCCGUCGCCGUCGCCUCCGCCAAGCAAACCACGUCUCAAUUUGAAAAUGACACGUGUUGGAGCCCCUGCCACCGAAACGGUGGACUUAUCCAGAAAAGAUCUCGAAAAUGCACCAAACGAAUCGCACAGUGAUUUUUCGGCAGGUUCUAUCUCGGAUGGGGGUUCUGAUUUUUCAGGGAAUCUUUCCGCAUCAGAGAGGUCGAAUGUCUCAGGCGGAGGCUCCUUUGACUCUGGCGGCGACUCUGAUGUGUCUGGUGAUGUCUCUGAUGGGGGCGGCGGCGGCUCCACUGUAUCAGGUGAUUUUUCGGAUGGAGCCAGCAGGUCUGAUAGGUCAGGUGGUGUUUCGGAUGGGGGUUCGUAUGCUUCCAAGAGAUCUCGCUCUGUGUCCGAAGAAGGCAGCCCAGCGCUCUCUCCAUCUGGCAAACCACGGCUGAACGCCACGAUGAGCCGUAUUGGAGGAGGGAGCGAACAAGACGAGCAUGGGGGAGAAAAGUCCCAGCUGCGACGCAUGAUAUCCCAUGACCAAAAUUCUAAGAAAAGCGGAAGCGUUGCGAGUAGCAGCAUUAGUGAUGUCAGCGAAGGUGUGAAAAGUACUGGGUCGAGGCUAUCGGUUGCAUUCGCUAAAGGCGUCAUUGCGGACAUUGGGAAGACCUUUAUGUCCGAAACAGGACCAAUGGUAUCAGAGGGUUUCGAGGACUACAACGCUGCCAACCACGCCAUAGAAAACUUCAAGCAUUUCAAGGAGCAGCCUGGGCUGAAGCAAGCUAUCCUCUCGUUGGUCGCAACAGUGCUGAUGUCUCUUGAAGAAAAGGAUGUUCUGGAUGAGAUUUUUCAUGCCAUCGAUCGCGACAACGACGGAAAGCUGUCCCGAGAAGAUUUCCGUUACGGAAUGCAAGAGUUCUGUGGCGUUGAUUGUGUCAGCGAGAAUGAGCUACGCAAACUGUUUUGGAGGCUCGGUCAUCACGCUGACGACCUGGCAGAGUUUGUGGAGUAUUCAGAGUUCAUCAUUGGAGCUUGUGACAAGUCGAACAUGCUCAGCGGUGAAGCACUGCAGCAGGCGUUUUCAGCGCUUGAUGUCGACAAGGAUGGUUUCAUUUCAGCUGACGAACUGAAGGGAAUCCUUCCGAACAGCGGCGACAUGAUCCAAAAGAUUAUUGCUAGAGUUGAUUUGGACGGUGACGGAAUGUUGUCCUUCGGGGAGUUUUUGUCCAUGGUGUUCAAGAGUGCUCGUGUCCAAGCUAACACUAAGGAACAUGAGUGGAGGAAAGUAGUCCAAGACCCCGAUCCUGUGAAUACCUCUCAACCGUCUCUGGCUCCGAAGCCGAAGCAAGAACGAGAAUGGAAGUACAAGACAGCACCCAAUCGCCCCUCGUAUGCUGGUGACGAGCAACUAGCUCCAAAGAAGCAAUCGAAGGCUCUUGUGAGCGAACUCAAAGGCAAAAUUCCACGAAUCGGCGGCCCCAGUGAAGAUGACGACGGCGAAUAUGGCUAUGGGACUAUCCCUGAAAUGGGGCAUUCUGAGAACAGUGACAGCGAUGAUAGCCGAUACAUGAACCCUGUACAAAUGCCUGGGAAUGUGAUGGAUCAAUUGAAGCAGGCCCAAUCCAAUCUUGCCGACACUUUACAUCAUGUUACAGAAGAGGAAAUGCAGAGGAAGAGAGAAAUUGAAAAACCAUUAAUUGAUGAGUUGAAGGGUGCCCUGGUGGACUUGAAAGACCACUUGCGCCAUGUGACUGAAGAAGAGAAAGAACGCCCUGCAAUUCCUGACCGUCCCUACAUUACAGAGUUGAGGCAUGCUCAAGCAACUGUUUUGAAGGAGUGGAGCACCGAAAACUACCAGUACUGGAUCUAG
Molecule: messenger RNA, 11478 nt
Organism: Seminavis robusta
Lineage: Eukaryota; Bacillariophyta; Bacillariophyceae; Naviculales; Naviculaceae
Source: the annotation of a GenBank genome assembly